AUGGACGAGACAGAGGUUACGCGGGCGGCGUGGAGGACCUUGUCGACAUUCCCGCCACCGUUCCCUAUUCCCCCUCUCCUCGCACUCCUUUUCGCGGUCUAUCUUGCACUCUUACUCUUCGACACCCGCCUUGUCUCACUCCCCGCACCAACGCGCUUUGGCCAGGUCGUUGCGAGUGCGGGCUUUGGGCGCGACGUCUCGCAGAACCGCACGCUGAAGACACUAUGGGCGCGCGAUGCCGCGGACACACCAGACGAGAACAUGUAUCAGCGCAGGCGAUUACUCUAUUCCUCCCUCAAACACCGCUUCAACGCAUCCACCAUCACUCCCCAGUCACAUGGCGUCUUUCCGUUCAACACUGCCAGCGCGGACACCCUCCUCGUCGCUUAUACAGCCUCCACGGUCACACUCUCGAACUCUCGAUCUUCUCCGUCCUAG
Molecule: messenger RNA, 438 nt
Organism: Heterobasidion irregulare TC 32-1
Lineage: Eukaryota; Fungi; Basidiomycota; Agaricomycetes; Russulales; Bondarzewiaceae
Exons: 3
Coding region: 1-438 (145 amino acids)
Source: RefSeq, a predicted model, not a curated record